CAGGUUUCCCAGCAGGUCACACGAAGAUACAUGGGCCAAGAGUUUGGUUUGAACAAACCAACUUUCCUCACAAUUUCUUUUGGAUCCCAAUCCCAAUCCAAUCUUUUAGGAAGCAAAACCAAAACCAAAGCCAACCCACCAAAAUGAAGACUAUCUUUUCUUGCGCUACCUUGCUCUUGCUUGCCGCCAAAAGCAGCGCCACAUUCGUGGUGUCUCCUGUCGGUGACCGUCCCAAGACAGCAUUGUCUCAGUCUUUUCAUCCCGGCUAUGGUAUCAAGGACUGGCAGAACAACCGCGUCCCUGCCUCUGUGUACACAGAACCAGUGACCAAGUCCAAGAUUAUGGACGAGAUCAACGCGAAGAGAAAGGCAGGGGAACCUAAAGUUGAGAGUAUCCUUGACCCCAGCUUCGCUCUGACCUAUGUUGUCGCCAUGGUUGGACCUUAUGUUUCAACCCUUCACCCAGGUGGACCUGCCUCCCUCUUGGCAACAGGUGGCAACUGUUUCCAUCUCUUGUUGGCGGCACUGCUUUGGGUUCAGACUUGCCGCGUGCGCUGCGUCUUUGAGAGUGAUGGAAUUGAGUUUUACAACCUCAAGGGUGCUGGAUUGAAUUUGAAGAAAGGGGCCCGACUGGAACGUAAGCCCGGCAACUUCGUGGUUGGCACCGACAACCGCUGGAAGUAUGACAAUAUCACCGGCUACCAGUUCUUCCCCUCGAUCUCCCUCCCCGUAAUUUGCGUUUUGAAAGAGAAGCAAACUGGAGAAGGCAAGCAGUACUAUGGGGAGCAGCCCCACUUCUUCCCAGCAUUGUUUGACGCCCAGAUGUUCAAGGCUGAGAUGGACCAACGUGGAGUCAAAUAUGGCUUGUAGAUUGAUGGCAGUCGAAUUAGCAGGAGACCUGCCAGUUUCAAUAAACUAAAAACUUUAUAUGCAUUUAUG
Seminavis robusta is the source of this 938-nucleotide messenger RNA. The record is from the annotation of a GenBank genome assembly. Lineage: Eukaryota; Bacillariophyta; Bacillariophyceae; Naviculales; Naviculaceae.